Messenger RNA from Aphidius gifuensis, 5549 nucleotides. It is a transcript of the gene Fife, whose product is annotated as regulating synaptic membrane exocytosis protein 1. The record is from RefSeq and is a predicted model, not a curated record. Gene Ontology annotation, molecular function: small GTPase binding; transmembrane transporter binding. NCBI's taxonomy places the organism in Eukaryota, Metazoa, Arthropoda, Insecta, Hymenoptera, Braconidae. The transcript has 23 exons. Gene Ontology annotation, biological process: regulation of membrane potential; positive regulation of synaptic transmission; calcium ion-regulated exocytosis of neurotransmitter. The coding region runs from base 779 to 4225 and encodes 1148 amino acids. Gene Ontology annotation, cellular component: presynaptic membrane; cytoskeleton of presynaptic active zone.
AGUGCAAGCCGGGCUGUCUGCCCGUAAACAUUGCUACGUUGUCUUUUAAAAAAAAAAUAUAUACAGACAUCAUAGUAUACUAUAUGUAUUUCGCGAUAACAAAAAUUUCAAAUGUGUUGAUAUGAAAAAAAAAAAAAAAAUGUAAACAAUGAUAAAAAAAAUUUUUAUAAAUUAGAAAUUUGUUUUUUUUUUUUUAAAUUAAUUGUUUUAACAAAAAAAGCUAAAUGGUUUUAUUAAUAAUAAAAUUUAUUAAAAAAUUAAUUUUAAUAUUGAACUGAGUUUGUGAAAUUUAUUUUUUUGCUUUUAUUAAUUUUAUUUUUAAAUUAUUUUUAAUAAUUAUAUUUUGUGCAAUGAAGAUCGGACAACUAUUUUCAACCGGCAAGAAAAAGUAACAGAUUUUAAAGUGAUACACACAAAUGCUGAGGAAUUUCAAGUCGAAUAAUAAUAAAUUUGUGAUGAAUUUAAUGAGCUGAAUAUUGGUAUUUUAUCCAAAAUGUGAAACUGAUAAAAUUCGUUGAAUUAUUGGAAUUAAAAUAAAUAAUAAUUAUAUUUAUAUUAAUAGAGAAAUAUGAAGUAAAAAAAAAAUUAUCAAUCGAUAAUUGUGUAUUAAAUUUGGGAUGAUAAUAAAGAAGAACUUAUGAAAGCCAUUUGGCAUUGGCAGGAGGUCAAAAGUCCGUCCUGGUUAUAUGCACCACGUCAAACGAAAGAAAAAAAUUUUUAAUAAAAUAUUAAUCUCAAUUUUAUACUCAAAGCAAGAAAGAAUAAAAAAAAAUUCAAAAUGUUGCCAACAAAUGUUAUGUCAUUUAUGAAAAAGAUGGUAACUACCCAACCAGAAACUGGAACAACAGAUCCAAUUGCAUCAGAAGAUACAGGCACGACAUUUAGCAAAUUGCGACAAUUAAUGACAAGUACUGGAAAUGUUGCCAAAGCAUCACCAAUUAAAAUCACACCAGUUGAAGACAUUAUUCCCAGGGAAGAACCAGUCGUUGAAAUAACGGGACCAGAACUAGGUAAACCAGUCAAUCGUGCUGAUUCAUGUCGUGUAUGUAGAAAAUCAUUUCGUCCAGAUGAUUUUUCACGUACAUGUUACGAGUGCCAAUUUAAAGUUUGUGAGGAUUGUGCUUCUUACUCAGAGACAAAAAAUGAUGACGAUCCAUCAACAUGGAGUUGUAGUGUUUGUCGUCGUCGACUAGCAUCACGAGGUCAACCAAUAAUAGCACAAGAAUCAACUGAUUCAAUGCUUGAAAUUCCACUUAUGGAAGCACUAACAAGAAGACACAGUGAAGCUAGAUUAAAUUGUCAGGGUACUGUACAAGCAGUUGGUCUUGGUAGUGCAUUAGCACCACCAAGAAGUCCAGAAGUACGUAGACAUUCAGAUGUAUCACCAGCAAGUCUCAAAGAACUUGAAAAGUUCCGAAAGGUUGCAGGAGAACGUCGCGAAGAACUUAGAUGGGAAAAGGAACUUGAAAGAAGAACAAGAUCCCGUGGUGGUUCACCAGAAAGACAUCAACAAUCAGAACGUGGUGGUAGAGCAUCAAGCCCACAACGAUCUUCAAAGAAUCAAUCAAAUGAUCAAGAAUGUGGUGAUAUUGGUGAGGAUGAAGAUGAAAGACGUCGACGUGCUGUAAGACGUGCAGCUGGUAGCACAAUAAGACGUAAAUCACGUGUUACAAAACAACAUUCAUAUGAUGAAGAAAGUACAACGGGUCUUGGAAGUGGUAUGGGUGGAUCUGGUGGUAAUGGAAGUGGUGGUGGUGGUUUGGGUCAAUCUGCACAUGGUGACAGUGGACUUGGAUUACCAGUUCAAUUGCCACGAAGAGCAUCAGCAUAUGAUGUUUAUGCAGCACCUGGUAUGACUGGUGGACUUAAUGCAAUGGCUAUUGCUGCUGCACAACAACGAGCUUCAAUAUCAAAUCAAGGAUCUAGAGAGCCUGAAGACAGGCCAGCUAGAAGACCGUCAUUUAGAGCAGUAAAACCAAUAAUGCCAUAUGAGAUGGCAAAUGACGAUGAAAAAAUAAUAAAUCUUGAUACAGCAACACAAGAACUUCCAGUGUCUUUGUCAGAUGAACCAAGACCAGCACCAAGACGACGAGCAUCAAUGUUGCCAGACAUAAACAUGAUACGAUCAUUACCAUCAGUACCAAUAUCAAUUAAAACAACACCAGCAGCUGUCUCGCGUGUUGCUGCACAAGAUGAUCGUGAAUUACCACGUCAAGGAAGCUUGGCAGAUGGUGAAGGAAUUAAAAUUGUCAUUCAUGAUGUUGACAGUGAUCAUGGUCCAAGAGUGAAUACAAAAAAAAGGGUUGUCUUGAGAAGGGAUCCACUACUGAUGGACAAAGGACAUAGAACUAGAGGAUUUGGUAUGAGAGUUGUCGGCGGAAAAACUGGCACAGAUGGACGGCUUUAUGCAUCGAUUGUUUGGACAGUACCAGGAGGACCAGCUGAAAUGGCUGGACUACAAAAGGGUGAUAAGGUUCUUGAAUGGUCUGGUGUAUCAUUGAUCGAUAGAAAUUUUGAGGAUGUUGCUCAAAUAAUUGAACACACUGGUGAUCUUGCUGAGCUUGUUGUCGAACCAGUUGGCAUUGGAGAUCAGCUGGAUGACAUGCCACCAUCAACUGGAAAAACAACUGGAAAUCUUGGUCUUCAAUUAGACUCGGAAACGGAUAAAACACCAACAUCACCAACACGCAGGAAACUGCCAAAGACGCCGGAACAAAUUGCCAAAGAACGACAAGUCACUGGUAGAGUACAAAUACAAGUUUGGUAUGAAAAUGACAGAAAAGAACUUGUUGUCUCUGUUCUUGCUGCUGAUGAAAUUUGUCUACGUGAUCCUGAUACUGGUUCACCACCAGAAGCAUUUGCUAAACUUGUUCUCUGUGGUGAACAAAAUUCAGUUCAAACGGAAGUUGCUGGACCAACUCAGAAUCCGAUUUGGAAUGCGAAUUUGACAUUUCCUGGUAUUGCUGGUGAUAAGCUCAUGGAUAAAACUAUCGAUUUGACCUUAUGGGAUUGUACACCAGAUGGUGAAAAUACAUUUCUUGGUGAAUGUGUUGUUGUAUUACAAAAUGCUUUUGAAACUGACCGAGCUGUUUGGUAUCGAUUAGAGGAUCCAAAAGGUUUGAGAUCUGGCAAAUCACCAUAUGCAUCACCAAGAGGUUCAUUGUCAACUGAAAUUGCCCAACGUUUAUUAAGACGUGAAAUACGUGAAAGAAGUUAUAGUGAUGAUACACCAAGUGAUAGUGGUAGUCCUGAGCCAUAUUUUUUACAUCCAGAUCAUGCAUGGCAAAUGAAUUCACGACGUGGAUCAUCACAAUCUGAACAACUUGAAGUUGAACCGUAUGAAUUAACAAAAGAUUACAGCAGAUCAUUACCAGGAAGUCGAAGAAGUAGUUUUCAAAGCCAAGGAGGAGGCACUGAUAGCAAACGUGGAAGUAUUGUUGAUAAUGAUAUGCCAGUUGUUUAUUACAAUCGUGAACGUCGAAGAAGUUCAGUUGCCAGAGUUGUUAGAGAUCCUGAAGAAGUAUUAAGAUCACUUAAAAAAGCAGCAGCUAAAGGAGAACUUAAUAGAACAUUGAGUCUAUCAAAUGAAAAAAGACGUGGCAGUCGGCGAGACGAGCGUAAGGACAGCCUAACUCGAAACGAAAGGAGAGACAGCAUAGGACAAACGAUGAUGACAUUUCCUGAAAAAGUUUACGAAAGAAAUAGUGAGUCUGAUGAGGAUGAAAAAAUAAGUCGAUCGACAAAGAAUGGCAAUGGCGUAGAUACAAAUCUUGGUCCAGGACAAGUGGCACCCCGAGGAUUCAAACUGAUUGGUGGAAUGCAAAAUGGUGAAGUCAAAUUGGCUGUAUUUUUGAGUAAAGGUACACUUGAAGUUGAGGUAAUAUCAGCAAGAGAUAUUUGUCCAGGUGAACGUGAAGAACCAGAUACAUAUGUAAAAACUUAUUUACGUGAUGGUGAACGUUGGGUGCAUAAACGUAAAACUCGUGUAAUACGUCAUUCAAGAAAUCCAGAAUAUCGUCAAACAUUAAAAUACAGUAGUUGUGAUGCACUUGGUCGUAAUUUAUUGGUAAUGUUGUGGGAAAAAAAACAAGGUUUUGGAAGUAAUCAAGGAUUGGGUGGUUGUGAAGUUGAACUUGAAUUAUUACCAUUAACAACAUUAUCCGUUGGUUGGUAUCCAUUAUUUCCAAUUCAUACACUUGGCACACAAAAUGCUGAUUCACCAUGAUGGUUAAGGGAAAAAUGGGCACUUGAAGCUGGUGAACUUGAUUUAAGACUUGGCUUAUUACUCAAGGAUGAAUCAGAAUCAGUUGUUAAAAUUAUAUCAUGAUUAAUUAAAUAAUUAAGUGACUAUUUUUAUUAUUAUUUAUAUUUUUUUCAUAUUAAAUUAUCAUUUUGUUUUAUUGGUUCUGUACUGUCUCAUUGACAAUAUCUAUAAACAUUUUUAAUGACAAUCAAAUAUUUUAAAAUAAAAUCAUUCGUUGGAUAUAUAAAAUAUACCUUGACAAUCAAUAGCGAGACUGUUUUACUUGAUCAAAUAGUAAAAAGCUUGCAUAUUUAAUUGAAAAUAUUAAAAAUUAAAAAAACAUAUUUAUAAAUGUUUCUAAAUUAGAUCAAAUUGAUGGAAAAAAAAAAAGUAAAAUAUGGUGUUAAAGAGCGAUAGUAUAUAAUAAGUAAAUUUAUUAUUUUAAAAAUGUCAAUGAUGUGGUACAGAAAGCUAAUUUUAAAUAAUUUUUCCGGCUUUGUUUAUAAUUAUUAAUUAAAUAUUUAAAAAAAAAAAACAUCUAAAUGAAAAAGUAUACUAAUGAUUGUUUUGAAAAGUAUAAUGAUAUUUAUUUUUUUUUAAUAUUAAAAGCAAAAAAUAACUUGAACUUUCUGAUGUAGUAGCUUAUCGAGCAAUAUGAAAAAUUAAAUAGUAAAUUCAGCAAUAAUUUUUCGGUACCUGCAGAUGCCUGCGUCGAAAUAAACGGGUAAAAAAUAUAAAUUAAAUAAAUUAAAAUGUAUAAUUUAUAAAAAAUUUAUUGUGAUUUAUGAGUUUUUUAAUAGUCACGUUAUUUUAAUUAUCAAGAGUCCAUUUUUCCCGAUGAUUAAAAAUGGUAUUAUUGCCAUUGAAAAAAAAAAUAAUAAUAAAAAAAAUAUAUUUAGGUAUAUGUUUGUAAAAAAUAUUGAGAUGAAUUGAGAUGAAUGAUUAUUGAGUGGUGCAUUGAAAAUGAUAAAAAAUGAGAGAAAAGGUAUAAAGUUUUUAGGUCGAAUGAUAUCUGAAUUUUAAUAUUUGUCAUCUGGUUCACUGGUUGAUCCAGGUCAAGGUUUAUUUGAGUCUAGUUGACACUGAAAGUCCUCAUAUAGUUUAAAAAUUGAACAAUGAAAAGACAAAGUUAAAAAAGAUAAUGAAGAAAAAUUAAUUAGUAAUCAAAAUUGUAAAUGCGCUCGUUAACGAAGAGUAUCCUCAAUCACUGACGAUGAAUUUUAAAAAAGUCUCUAAAUAUUCAUUUUACUUUCAAUUAAAUCGAAAAAAAAUUUUAAAUAAUAUUUACAAAAAAGAAAAUAAUAAA